AGUUCAUAUCCAUUUCAUAAACAGCAAGUCUAAGCCUAAAUUUCCCGCAAACACCAUUUUAUCAUCGUAACGGUACCUAAUUCCUUGUUUUCGGUGAAAAAGCAAAUAAAAGCGUGGACUCUCUCAGAAGUGGACUGACACUGAACGAAUAAGUAAGACAGUAAGUGGCAAGUGUGUGUUGUAAGUCCAUUCGAACAGGUCCAUCAUUUCAAGACAAUCUAUAAUAUUCUACCUGUUGCCGCAAAAUAAUAAAAAUGGAAAGUUUCAAGAAGGUUUUGGUAGUUUUAGUGUGCGUAGGCUAUAUCAGUUGUCAAGGUUUCAAUGACAUAGACAUCGAUGAUGGACUGAAGGACUUGCAGGAGAACAUCCCGGAAUUGGGAAGCCUCAACAGAACCAACUUGCCAAAUGCGGAGGACGUAGAAAAAGUUCUGAGGGAUAAAUGCGCCCAAAAUGGGGCUACUGAUGCAGUCGAUCUCUUGAAGGCAGAACAAGAAAAUGCAAAACUAUGCAUAGAGGCCUACGUGAACGUGACUGUAGUACAAGAAGAACUGGGAGAAGCUGAAAAAUCCGGUUCGAUGGACGAAGUUUUCGGAAAAUAUUGCAAACUCUGGCCCGAUAUGUACGCUUGUUUUGAGAAUGCCACUAACAUUGCCAGACAGUGUAUGGCUGGACAAGAAGAGACUUCUUUCAACCGAAGUUUGGUCAUUUUGAAUGAUCUACAAGAAUUCGUGUGCUUCAAAGAUGGAGAUAGAUUAGCUAUGUUUGUCGCUGAAGGUGGCGUUGAAUGCGUGAAAGAACGGAAAGAUGAAGUCCAAAGAUGUUUCAACGAGACUUUGGGAUCCAGGAUUCCGAAUUCCGAUGAACUUUCAAUCACCAGUUUGCCUACGUUCAUGUUCACCCAGAGAGAUUGCGAUGAUUUUGAUAAAGUCCGCACUUGCAUCAACACAGAACUAGAAAAAUGCAAGGAAAGCACUCCUGCCAACAUUGUCGAUGCAUUCUUCAAGUUUUUGAAGAAACAAAUGCCUUGCGAGAAAACGACUCCUUCGGAUGAGAAAAUCGCGUCUCUGGGAAAAUCUGAGAAAAGGAAAACUUCUACCAGUUCCUCUAGUACAUUCUCAGUAACUCUUUCAGUAUUCAUUUUUACAAUUUCUUGUGUCAGGUUUUUCAGAUGAUUGUUUGUAUUUUUUAAGACUGAACUCGAUAUGUUUCCUUUAGAGGAUUCUCAGUUUAGCUGGUUUUUACUGAAAAUGAUACCGGUGGUGCUCUGGUGCUCAAACAUAUCUUGAGAAUUAUUAUUUGGAUUAGCUGAUGCAACUAUGUAUCGAUAGGUACUUCUGUUUUUCAUUUUAUACUGAUACUUGAUUUCAUACAUCGUUUUUAUAUGUCGUUUCUCAAUCAUGAGUUGGAAACAAAACUAAAGAAUCAUAUGUGAUAUUUGUGUAGGUUCUAUAAUAGUAGAUAUCUGGAAACUUGUAUUAAUUUGACUUUUAUAAUGGAUGAUGUGGAAUGUGGAAAUAAAUGAUGAUUUAAAAGAUAUCCGAUAUUGACAUGAUUUUCGUGAGAUAAAUAAUUCCGAAGAGUUAUAUUAUUUGUUUCAUCCACUUGCCCAAUUGAGAGAGUAGGUGAACC
Molecule: messenger RNA, 1629 nt
Organism: Phaedon cochleariae (mustard beetle)
Lineage: Eukaryota; Metazoa; Arthropoda; Insecta; Coleoptera; Chrysomelidae
Source: the annotation of a GenBank genome assembly